Molecule: messenger RNA, 2817 nt
Organism: Oncorhynchus mykiss (rainbow trout)
Lineage: Eukaryota; Metazoa; Chordata; Actinopteri; Salmoniformes; Salmonidae
Product: phosphatidylserine decarboxylase proenzyme, mitochondrial
Biological process (GO): phosphatidylethanolamine biosynthetic process
Cellular component (GO): mitochondrion
Molecular function (GO): phosphatidylserine decarboxylase activity
Source: RefSeq, a predicted model, not a curated record
GUCUCUUAAAGGGCUUGUCCAGCCUGUACGCAGGACUUUAUUGUGUGAGAGUAGAGGGUACUGACUAGCCUUCACCUUUAACUAGCACGCAGUGAGAGACUUAACUUCCCCUUUGUCAAUUUGAUUCACUCUUCAGACAACAGAAGCUGCCCCUCCCCCCAGGCAGACCAGUCCUCCUCCAGUCUCUCACUGUCACCAGUCUGCUGCAGCUCCUCUCAGAUCAGCUGUGAAACAGUCACCCCACCUUCUGGCACCCAGGCUCUGCCCUCUGGUACAAAAUAAGGCCCCUGGAACCCUGAGAGAGCGAGAGAGAGAAAUGACAGAGAGCGAAGAGAGGGAGCGAACGGAUUACCCCCCUUCACCACGUCACAUCCAUCCUACCAGAGAAGGGGGCCGGGCUUGAGAAUAGCAGAGCGAGAGAACAAGAUCCAGCGAGAGAACAGACGUGUGCACACUGAGCGAGAGAGAGGCAGCCCCAGUGAGAGAAGUGUCUGUAAUCCCCCCCACACCUUCAGUGAUAAUGUGUCAGAGCAGGAACCUGCAGCGGGCAGCAGCGCGGAGCUCAGGGAAAUGGUGAGAUGCUGCAAGUCUUUGCACAGCCCUCCGUCUUGCUACAAUCUCCACAGAGUUAGGGUUGAUGUGCGCCGGCUCCGGCCGAUCAGCUCCUCUGGGGAGCAGGGGGGAGUCAGCGGUGGCAACAGCUCAGGCCAGGGCAACCAGGGGGCCCAAGCACUCAGCCACAGGAACCGAUUCAGGUUGCAGUUCCUUCAGUUGGCCUUGCGGCGUCGUCUUGGCCAGUUGAGCUGCAUGUCCCGGCCCGCCUUGCGGCUGCGCUCAUGGCCGCUCAGCUUCCUCUACUACUUCCUGACCUUCGGUGCACUCAAGCCCCUGGCAAAGGUUGGCUGGAGACCAACAAGCAGGGUUGCUCUGUACAAGACCAUCCCGACACGGCUGCUGUCUCGGGCCUGGGGUCGGCUGAACCAGGUGGAGCUGCCGACCUGGCUGAGGAAGCCAGUCUACAGUCUGUAUAUCUGGACGUUUGGUGUCAACAUGCAGGAGGCUGCUGUGGAAGACCUAAUUCAAUACAGGAACCUGGGAGAAUUCUUUAGACGGAAACUCAAACCAGCUAUCCGGCCCGUGUGUGACUCACACUGCGUGAUCAGCCCAGCAGAUGGGAAGAUCCUGCACUUUGGGCGGGUGCGGAACUGUGAGGUGGAGCAAGUCAAAGGAGUCACAUACUCUUUGGAGACCUUCCUGGGACCACACACCUGGGCUGAGGCCAUCAACAGUACCAUCAAGCCAUCAAAUGAAGAGGACCCCAGCUCGUUUCAGGACCUGCUGGUGACUAAAGAGGGGAAUGAGCUGUUCCACUGUGUGGUGUACCUGGCUCCAGGAGAUUACCACUGCUUCCACUCCCCCACAGACUGGAGGGUGGCCCACAGAAGACACUUCCCUGGCUCUCUGAUGUCAGUGAACCCUGGCGUGGCCCGCUGGAUCAAAGAACUGUUCUGCCAUAACGAGAGGGUGGUGUUGAGCGGAGAGUGGACGCACGGCUUCUUCUCCCUCACCGCUGUAGGGGCCACCAACGUGGGCUCCAUACGUAUCUACUUUGACAAGGAGCUGCGCACUAACAGCCCACGUUACAGCAAAGGCUCGUACAACGACUUCAGCUACUUGUCCAACAACAACCAGGAGGGAGUGAGCAUGAGGAAAGGGGAGCACCUGGGAGAGUUCAACCUGGGCUCCACUAUAGUCCUUCUCUUCGAGGCUCCGCACGACUUCAGCUUCAACCUGAAGGCCGGCCAGAAGAUCCGCUACGGAGAACCCCUGGGGACUGUGAGCCGAGAUGGCCAACCAGAGACACACUUUCUGGGGGAAAACGGACUAAAAUAAACUGAUGGGGACACUAACGUGUGUACAGAUUUGAGCGGAGGUGCACAGGCUGACUUAGACACACACUCAUUCACACACUAAUGGACUUACAGAAAAAAGUCAGUCACCACUGUUGCAUUACUACCAAGGGGGUCUCCCCGUUUUCAUCGACUAGAGUUUCUAUUAACAAUUGACUUAUUUUGUCAGUUGGACAGUUGAUUACGACUAGUGUACAUACCUGACCAGCAAAAUAAAGAGUUUAUAGCAAUUAGUUACAUUUACUUUCCAUAAGAAUAACGACAUAGCUUUAAAAAAAAAAAAAAAAUGUUACUAAAUUGUGCCCAUAUUGCCUUUUGUCAGGGGUAUCCUCUUCAACUAGGAGUUCCUCCUGAGAUUUCAGACACAAGCAGCAAGACACCAGCCUGAUUACAGAUCUGGCUAGUGCUGUGUAGCCCAGCUCAUAUGGCCUUUGGCAAUACAUCACAAACAGAUCUGGGACCAGGCUAGCAAGACACAUCUCCACACAUACAGAUAACCCCUGUCACACACAGCCUCUAUCAUGUGGACAGGCUUCCCUAUACAAUGUACAGUAUACACACACCUACAGUACACAUACCACGAAGAAGGAAUGUACCAGAAGCCACACGUCUACCCUCUUCCUUCUCUAAUUUCCCUUCAUUCUGAUACUGAAUGCCUUUCUGUUCUCCUUUGGUCUCUCCCUAUUCUGCCACCCCCAGAAAAGGUGCUUGUGUUGGGGGUGAUUAUGUGGACUCUUCCCUCCCUGUCAUGGAGGUACAGACUGGCACCACUCCUCCCAGUCAGACAAGUCUGGGUCUUAUUCAUUAGGCACCUGCCAGAAGAAAACAGGCUGAAUACCUUAACUUUCCGUUGUAAAAUGUUUUGCCUCAGUCUGCCCUAAUAAAUACAACCCUGUUGUAGUAAGCC